AUGUAUGCGACCACUAACAAGAGCCACUUUAAACUAGCAGAUGCCACCGUCAAGUCGAAAAGAGAUGUUAUCCUUCAGCCUGUCUCACCACUCUUCCAGCGUGGAGACCAGAAAUCCCUGGCAAAGUACCAGACAGAGACAGCGCUGUCCUUCCCGUCUCAUCCACCAGCCCCAGUCAUCCAGCCAAACCUGACCCACCUCACGAUGCAGAGCACCAACUUUAAACUGCAUUCAGAGGACAGGUGUGGAGACUGUGAGACCACUCACUCUGACUUAAAGCACUUGCCGAUGUGUGCAGCCAAAAUAAUUCAUCCCACCACUGCAGUCAGGACUAGUCUGCCGGAGGGCAAAUAUCCUGAACCCACUUAUAGGUCUUCCUACAUCAGACAUAAAGUGUCCCGGAUCUUCAGAGCAAAGCAAUCGGCGAAAACAGGUGUCGGAUCUAGUCUAAUUAUGGACAGAAGGGACAGGUUCAGAUCCAGUUAUCAUGAGCAGUUCCAAUACAGAUGGUAUCCUUGUCCUCAGUCCGCAGAGAAGCAACAAAUUCAGUAUCCAUCUGUGGUGAUGGGAGACCGAGAAAAGACAGUGGACAAACAAACAACAUAUUUCACCUCAUUCGGACAGUCAGGUGACCACAGCUCUACUGAAUUCAAGGAAUGUCUGCUUCCCAAGAUAAAUAAAUCUCGGCCCAUCAACCUUCGGGAAGUUCCUGAAGACAAAUGGACAACAAACUCAUCUGAGGAAUUUCGUGCACACAAAUGUGGCCCUAUUCACUUAGAGCGCAGAUGCCCGACUCUCAGCUGUGUGUUCAAAGGAGAGACGCUCACAGGCGAACAGCAGAGACUGUCAACAACAAACCAGUGCUUCUUCCCAAAGAUAAACCGCUCACAGUUCCCAGUGCACGUGGAUGGAGCCAGCGUCAGAACUCUCAGCAGCAUUGAAUUUGGGAGGCCUGAUCUAGUUGGAAGCUUUUAUAGCACAGCAACACAAGAGCAGUUCCCACCAAAAGAGGUGGUCCAUCCCAAGCCUCCAGUCUACCCACCGAGCCAUGUGCUGUUUGAGCAAGAGCCAGAUCAGAUGAUUACAACCAUGCAAAAAGAUUUGGUCCCAUUGAACUGUAGAAGACAGAAAAUGAGCCCCAGCCAGCUUCAGCAGGUUAAAGACAGCCAUAUAAAGCCCCGGCACAGCAAACAUGACUUCAGGACAACCCACAACGAAGCAUUUGUGCCCAAACCCUACCGCAAGGCAUCCCUGGCAAAGCCACCUCUACAACACAUCAGCCAUAUGCCUUUUUGA
Sinocyclocheilus grahami is the source of this 1296-nucleotide messenger RNA. RefSeq lists its product as uncharacterized. The record is from RefSeq and is a predicted model, not a curated record. The transcript is spliced from 8 exons. NCBI's taxonomy places the organism in Eukaryota, Metazoa, Chordata, Actinopteri, Cypriniformes, Cyprinidae. Bases 1 to 1296 code for a protein of 431 amino acids.